Histoplasma capsulatum G186AR is the source of this 996-nucleotide messenger RNA. RefSeq lists its product as uncharacterized. The transcript is spliced from 2 exons. The record is from RefSeq and is a predicted model, not a curated record. Lineage: Eukaryota; Fungi; Ascomycota; Eurotiomycetes; Onygenales; Ajellomycetaceae. Bases 1 to 996 code for a protein of 331 amino acids.
AUGCCCCUCUAUCUCCCAGAAUCUGAGACUAAAUCCCGUCCCGAUCUUGCUAUGUUCCAAACUCUUAUCCAGCCUAUAUUUCCUUCUGCUCGAGUCCUAGAUUAUAAGCCACUCCGCGAUAACGUCUAUCCGCGUUACCUUCUCAAACUCUCUAAUGGACUCGAUCUCACCGUGAAGGCCAGCCCUAGGCAACCCACCACACUGCUACGUCAAGAAAAACACUCCCUGAGGACGGAAGCCGCGGUCCUUUCGUUGUUGGCUUCACGAAACAGCCCAUAUAUCCCACGUCUCUUCGGCUUCGAUGUCCUAAAGUUUGAUCCUAGAACUCAUUUUCUCCUAAAGCAAUCACUCAGCGGGGUGCCACUUAGUGAGAUUGAUCCGUCGUCUCUCACUUUUGCAGAUCGGAAUCGUGUAGAUGAGCAACUGGGACGGACGGUAAAAUUCCUCGGCCAGUUCACAUCCACCCAAUUCGGCAAUUUUCAUUCCGUUUCCCAGGGUAGGGGAAGACAGAGUUGGAAACACGCAUUCCUAAUAUUCGCUGAAUCAAUCCUCUAUGAUGCUGAAGAUAUGUUCAUUUCACUGCCAUACGCUGAGAUCCGUCACCACAUCAUGCGGCUCAGCCCAGCGCUUGGUGUUGUUACGGAACCCCGUCUUGUUGUCGUGAAUAUUGGAGACGAAUCGAAUGUCCUUGUUGACCCGGACACCAAAGACGUGACGGGAUUUGUUGAUUUCAGUGAUGCCGUGUGGGGUGAUGUUAUGAUGGCGAAGGUCUUCGAGAAUCCAUCGGCAGCUCUAUUAAAUGGAUAUGGAUCUAGCAAGAUGCAGAUGCAGAUGGACGAUGAAUUACUACGUAUCCGCUUACUCCUGUAUUCCUGCUAUCGCCAAAUAUGUGAAAUUGUGAAGCAAUACUACCGCAACUGGCAAGACGACGAGGAAAUGAGUGCUCGAAGAAGGCUAACGACGAUCCUCGCAGAAAUGUCUGCGCUGAGCUGUUAA